AUGAUGGACGGACAUCACGAUACCACGGGAUUCAAUUGCAAACGAUGCAAUCUUCCGGAUUCAGCGGACAACCACAUGGUUGCAUGUGAUAAGUGUCACGAGUGGGAACAUUUUAAAUGUGCCGGCGUAGAUGAGAAAAUCAAGGAUAAACCGUAUUCCUGCCGGAAAUGUUCCGUUCAAGAAAAUUCCACGCUAUUGAAACCAACGGCGGAGAAAAAAGGUGUCUCAAAAGGAGCAAGCAGUAAGGCUGCAUCGAAGCGCAGUAAAAAACCUGUACCGGCUGAUCCUGCACCGAGUGUUACUUCCAGUGUCCGUGCGGCGAUGGAAUUGGAGCUAAAGCUGAUAGAGGAAGAAUGCCAGCUGAGGGAGAAAGAGCUCAAUGAACAGGAAGAGCUACAAAAACUGAAGCUGGAGGAGGAACAGCGUGAGUUGCUGAAAAAAGAAGCUGCGUUACGUGAACGCAAAUUACAAUAA
Malaya genurostris is the source of this 474-nucleotide messenger RNA. RefSeq names its product CXXC-type zinc finger protein 1-like. Lineage: Eukaryota; Metazoa; Arthropoda; Insecta; Diptera; Culicidae. The transcript has a single exon. Bases 1 to 474 code for a protein of 157 amino acids. The record is from RefSeq and is a predicted model, not a curated record.